CAAUCCUGAUUUUUUAAACAAGUGAGUAGAUAUCAACCGGAAAUAAGUUGUUUGUCUGCGUAAUUUGAAAGGACGUUGGUGGGCUUUCAACGCGAAUAGGCCAGUUUGUACUCCAGCUUAGUUAUUGCCAUCUAGGUAGGAAAAGAUGAUCUUGUCACAUUUGACGUCAGCACCGAAAGGAUAUCUCAUCUUCUCCGUGAUCUUGACUCUCAGAGUCCCUGAUGCAGUGGCUGCUUAUUGCCAUCCGAAAUUCCGCCAAAGUGUCCAGAUCCCCGCAGGGCACACACAUACAGCCUGCCUGGACAAGUCUCCAGUAGCAAGAUCGAGGGUACCCACAGAGGCGGAGAAGAAGGAAAUUGUGGACUUGCAUAAUCAGCUGAGAGCUCGAGUUCAGCCCCCUGCAACAAACAUGUUGAAAUUGUCCUGGGAUGAUGAACUUGCCAUGCUGGCACAGAAGUGGGCGGAGGCAUGCGACAAAGAGGAUGGCGAAUUACACCAUGACACCUACAGGAGUAUCCCAGGUCGUUUUUCGGUGGGUCAGAACCUAAUGAUGGGCGGCAAAAACUUUAAAGGAGGGAUCAAUGGGUGGUACAUUGAGCACAAGGACUACACGUAUGGCGAAAAGACAGGGCCCGCGGAGUUUGCCCGUGCUUUGAUUGGACACUACACACAGUUAGCAUGGGCCCGAACCUACAAGAUCGGAUGUGGUGCCGCGGAUUGUGAUGGUAGAAGUUUCUUCGUUUGCAACUACGGUCCAGCAUUGCAAACACUCUGAGUGUUAUGGUUCGUCAACCUUGAACACUGAGACAUGUGCCUGCGAAUGUAAAAAAUUUGAUUUUCUCGAAGCUCCUGACUGCCACGACCUAUCCCUACCCCUACCCCUACCCUUGGCCCUAACCCUAACCCAAACUUAUAUAAACUUUCUACUGCUAUUUCAUUACUCUUGGGGCCAAGACCGGAGACUGCCCCUUGAACUGCCAAAGUACUGCAAGACACUCCUCCACCCUCGCGGUUUUGAGGAAUCCGCGUAAUGUUACGGUACAGAAGUAUUGUUUUCUCUUUGUUUUGAACUUCAAUUCACGGUGGACGCGCCUUCUGGUCAUUGGACACCUUUUGAAGGCGCGCUGUUUUGGGCAAGCUCAAAUAAAAACAAAAACAAAAACAAACAAAAGCAUGAUAACUGAUUUAUUCAUACAUAUGUUCCUUUCAAUUGUCUCACCUUUAUCUGAAAUCUUUAAAAUGCAUACAAUGAAAUAUACAAAUUCGUGUGUUUGAUUUUAAUACCUUCGGCCAGCUGUUCAGGUGAACCAAACCCAGAAUUGUUUAUCUUUUUUUCUGCAGUUUCUUAAUCUGUGGUAUUGGUUACAUUCAUUCAACAAAUUUUCUGCCAAAAAAUCAAAUUCUGAGUAUUGAAGUAAUACGGAAAAAAGAAUUUAAUAAUGCAUGUACAGAUUGUUUAACGAAUUAUACAGUUGUUUUUUUCUCGCCUGAAAAAUUUUACUCUCUUUUCUUAUUACGCAUGAACACUUCGCUGACGAUGGUUGAAAUGAGCCUAAAUAUUGCAUUUGGUUUGCUGCCAUGCGCUGAUUGAACAUAUUAUUAUGUGCCCGGUACGUCCAUAAGGAGUCCACUUAACAAAAGAUAAGGGCCGAAUAAAACAACUUCUGCCUCAUGCAAUGAAAGCAUUUUCAGUAGUGAAAAGGCUCUGAAAGUGAAACAUGUUUUCUGGAGUUAUUAGAUCACCUGGGAAUCAAAUGAAUACGAAAUAAUCCUCAUUGCGCAACCUUGUUAAACACGCCACUUAAAAGCAGUGUUGUCAACAGGUCAGAUGUGAAGGAAAAACAAAGGGAAUGCAGAAUGAUAAUAUGGUUUAAGAGACGGCUGUUUUUUUUUCAGGCUUCUUUGGGUAGAAUAAUGUGAUUGAAUAUGUUCGGAGACAUAUGUAUUAUAUUACUUAGCUUAUGCUUGUAAAGUGUAGAGAACACAAAUUGUGAUAGGAAGCUACUUGCAAUAUGUUUAAAAUCGAAAUCGUGGUCCUGUCAAUAAGUUGCCUUUCAAAUUCAAAUGUUUCUUUGUUAAACGAUAAUCGAGGAUUGUCCGAAAAGUGCGAACUCGUAACGCAUAAUUAGCGAAAGCAGAUGUUUUGCUGGUACAUUUUGUUUAAAGCAGGAAACACGAAUUUUGAAUACGAGAAAGACGCCCACCGAUUUCGAAGUCAGAAAUCAACAUUAAGGGGCCAGACGAGUUUAUUCGAGAAGACAGGUGGCUGAAAUGUAGGUACCUUACUAUGGCUACUAUAAGCGUUUCAAAAUCCGUCAUUCCUGUCACCUGCCACCAUUGUCAAAUCCAUCCUUUGGUACCCUUCUUCCUGUGACAGAAGGCCGCCAUUUGUCCUGGUCUCUGCUCUGAUCUCUGCUCUGAUGAAUUACUGUGUAAAGUUGUAGACCACUGUCAGCUUUCACAGUGUUAAGUGUUAAUGCACGAUGUAGGAGUAGGAGGUCUUCCUUAUUAUUACAUCCUAUACUUUGCCCUGCAGCACUGCUGUCAUCUACGUUUGUGUUUUAUUAGCGUGACCUUGGUACUUGUCUCCUUUUGCUGACCUCGGAGAGCAC
Messenger RNA from Aplysia californica (California sea hare), 2612 nucleotides. Its product is annotated as serotriflin. Gene Ontology annotation, cellular component: extracellular region. Lineage: Eukaryota; Metazoa; Mollusca; Gastropoda; Aplysiida; Aplysiidae. The record is from RefSeq and is a predicted model, not a curated record.